AUGGCGAGAGCAAAAGAAACGGCCCUACCCCGAUUCUACGGUCUCCCAAAAGUGCACAAAGAGGGCGCUCCUCUCCGGCCUAUCGUAUCACUAAGGGGCACUCCAACAUACGGACCGGCAAAGUGGCUUUUCCAACGUCUCAAGUUUCUGACCUCCGAUUCGAACACUACAGUCAACUCGUCAACGCAAUUCUUGGAGAAACUUAAAGGAGUAAGUCUCCUGUCAAGCGAUAUCAUGGUUUCCUUUGAUGUCACGUCCAUUUUUACUUCUAUCCCGCAGGACCUGGCAGUCGAAACCAUCGAACUACUCCUACGAAAGAAAUAUGACAAAACGGAGAAUCGCCUCAGACACGCCCAAAUCAUCCAGCUCCUGAAGUUCUGUCUCAAGACGUACUUUAUGUUCGGCGGAACAAUCUACGAGCAGAUGAAGGGAACGCCAAUGGGUUCGCCGAUUACGGGACUAAUAGCCGAGCUGGUCCUACAACGGCUAGAGUCGCUGGUUUUCCGACACCACAGACCGAAAUUUUGGGCUCGGUAUGUGGAUGACACCUUCGUCGUUAUCGAACGGGAUCAGGUGCUGACGUUCAAAGAACAACUCAACGCCGUCUUCCCCAACAUCCAAUUUACGAUGGAGGAGGAGGAAAACAAUCAGCUGGCCUUCCUGGAUGUCCUCGUCUGCCGAAAAGAUUGUGGUGGCCUAAAAACCAAAGUGUUCAGAAAAGCGACAAAUACGACGCAAAUACUGAACUUCAAUAGCAACCAACCGAUCAGUCACAAACGCAGUUGUGUGAGGGCGCAAUACCGGCGCGUUGAGACGCACUGCAGUUAA
This is a messenger RNA of Spirometra erinaceieuropaei, 828 nucleotides long. The record is from the annotation of a GenBank genome assembly. NCBI's taxonomy places the organism in Eukaryota, Metazoa, Platyhelminthes, Cestoda, Diphyllobothriidea, Diphyllobothriidae.